UCUCAAUUUGAAACGAUCGGCCUCACCCGCACGCAGCAGUCACUUACACUGUGUCAUAAACAGGACUCGGACUGGCCCGCUCCCUGACACGCUCAGUUUUAUGCUGCACACAUCACUGGCUGGUGGUGAGACAUGACAGCAGAGCGCUGAAUGAAGACUGAGGGACUGAAAUUGAUCCGCGACAGCUGAACUCGCGCAGGAACGGGAAUGAAUCAGUUCAGAGUUUCCUCCGAGGACUUGCGCUGUCUUCCACCGAGGCCACCGGCUCUACCUGCAGCUUCACCGAAGAGACGGUUUGUGAGGCUGCGGAGGAAGACGAGCGAUGGCUCUCAGCAAUCAGCUUCGUCCAGCGACCGUUCAUCCACCAGCAGGUCAGCCGAGGGCAAGGCGGUUAGAGCGCCCAGCAAGAGCUCUGUCCGUCGCCAUACCAGCCGACUCUCAGGUGGCUUUCUCCGUGGCCCCAGCUCAGGCUCCAUGUCACUGACGGCGGGCAUCAGGUCCUCACUGUCCAUCCAAGCCAGGAAGGGAAGCAUGAUCUCUGCAGAUGUCUUAAGAGAGGACGACCCCUCGGAGCUGUCUAACCAGAUGACCGCUCCAGGCAUCCUGAAGAUCUUUGGCAAUGAAAUCUGUGAGGGAGCUCACUAUAAGAGCGUCUUGGCCACCACACACUCAAGUGCAAAAGAGCUAGUCAAAGAGGCCCUUGACCGGUAUGGCUUGAGCAAGGACGAGGCAGAGUCCUACGUUCUCUGUGACACCAUUGGCUCCACUGACAACCAUCAGUGGAGGACAGAGGGGUUCAGAGUCGUGGGCGACAAUGAGAAGCCCCUCCUCCUUCAGUCACUAUGGAAACCCAGAGAAGGCCUGGCAAGGCGGUUUGAAAUCCUGAGGAGAAGUUUGGUGGAGGAGAAGACAUCCAAAGACAAAGACACCAUCACUGCUGGUAUCAAUGCCCAGGCUCGAAAGCUGCAGAAGAGCCGCUCUAGAGUGACCUCCACUCUUAUUGAGAGGACCAUGGGCCGAAGCCACAAGCUGUGGAGGAGCAAAAGCGAGAUGGACCUCUUAGAUUCUGACGCGGUGACUAUACAGGACACAGUUCAUGAGAAAUGUCACGAGGAUGAAAGCGAGAGUCAAACUUUAGCGCACCCAAAAACGAGCCCGGAUCAGAAUCACAUUCACGGCCCCGCGGUUCCCUCCGAGGGGGACGGUGGGCUGCCCGCCAAAACAGAGACCCUCUGUCCGCCGAGGCCGAGGGGCAAGCGGGAAGGAGAGGAGUCAGAGAGGGAGGAGACGGAGAGCAGCGAUGACAACACCACACAGUACUCCAUUCACCCUCCUCAGGACUGCCCGUACCUGCUGUUGCUGCAGGGCUGCAGCCUCGCACAGGACUUUGUCAUCUACCUACUUGCCGGGCCAAACAGUGUGUUUGGUGGGGAAAGUUAUCACGAAGAUAGCUCGAAGCCUGACAUCCUCCUGUUCGCCGCUGACAUCUGUCCGAGACACUGCUGCUUCCAUCGGCACAGCGCUGGCGGCCCCACCAUGCUGCACCCUUGUCCGAACGCUCUGGUCACGAGGAACGGCGAAGUGCUUAGCAAAGAGGUGCAGCUUAACCCUGGUGAUGUCAUCGGGCUUGGACAGCACUACCUGUUUCUCUUCAAGGAUCCCUUAGCUCCGGCCCAUAAGGAAAGAGUAAGAGACAAUAAGGAAGUGAACAAUGCUGUUCCUGAGCCCAACAUGACUGCUGUCCCCUGGAUGCUGGGUCGUCACACGUCCGCCACCGCAACAAGUCAUGCUGGAGAAAUGAUCCUGUGCAGCACCUGCAUCACAAACGGCUCUGACCCCCAGGGAUCCAGCAGCAAACCGUCCCAAAACAGAGUCUCUCCCUUUUUAAAAUCAGCCGACGGCCGCAGCCUGACCCUGAGAUAUCGGAGUGAGGACGAGGGUCGCGUUGUCAGAGAGAUUGUCGCCACAGGAAGUAGCCGCGUCAAAGACAGGCCGCCACUGACUGCUGCAUUUUUGCUGUGCCUGUGCCUUCAGUAUUCGUCCAUAUGUCUUCAUACCUCAGACAUGCGCAGGCUGCUGCUGCUUAUUGCAAGUGGAGUCCAGAGUGCCAUGUGGGAGCACACUAAGGACCUAGCAGUACUUCAGCCUGAAGUUCCAGAAGAUGAAGCCUUAAACCAAGAGAACGCCAAGGCUCUCAGCCUGAUCUCAGGACUGCGCCCCCUUGUGGGGUGGAUGUCCAACAGUCUGGAGCUGCUGCAGUUCAUCCAGUUCCAGGUGCCGCUUCUCCUGGAGUGGAGAGCCCAAAAUAAUGAUGAGAGAGACGAAAAGGACUAUGAGGAGGCGGAGAAGUUAGCCCUGUUGGAGCUACGGUUGUCAUGUGUCCGUUCAGCCAGCGAGGAGACGAUGGCUGUCCUGGAGGAGGUCAUCAUGCUCGCCUUCCAGCAGUGUGUCUACUACAUCACCAAGGUCCUGUACCCCAUCCUGCCGGACCUCCUGGACUGCAACCCAUUCAGGGAGAGUCCUGACCUGCAGAUGACUCGCGGGAGUGCUCAGGUCCUGAGUAGUGUCGGACUGCAGGUCCCUGCCGAGAUCCAGCACCUUGUGGAGGUUCUGACUGACACCCGGAGGCUACUGUCAGACUGCCAGCUGCACCCAGAGAUUUCCUCGCAGCUCAUCGGCUACCUCUUCUACUUCAUCAACGCAUCGCUCUUCAACUCGCUCAUGGAGAGAGGCUCUGAGCCAGGUUUUUACCAGUGGUCUACAGGCAUCCGCUUGCGGGCCAGCCUUGAUUUGCUCCUGGACUGGGCCCAUGCAGCUGGACUGGGAGAACUGGCCUUGGAGCACACGCAGACUCUCUCGUCAUCAAUCAAUCUCUUGGCUACACCUUGGAAGAAUUUACUGCAGACAUCUUGGGUGUCCUUGCGGUCUGACUACCCUGCCCUGAGUCCGGCCCAGCUGAACCACCUGCUGAGUCUUUACAGCCCAGCAUCUCCGUGCACACACACCUGGUGUCCAUCUGUUCACGAGCAGGCUGCAGCACAGAAGACUGCUGACGUCCUGGAGAGCUUUGACACCCUCCAUCCUCUGGUGCUCCCAGAUGGGGGCUACCAGUUUGAACUGGGGAAAGACGUGGCAGAUCUGGACCUGCUGGUUGAGCUGGACAAACUUAGAGAGUUCAUUACCAAGCAGUCAGACUCCACGUCCAGUGAGGUCACAGCUACGGAAGAACAAAAGGGUGGAACUAUUACCACGGAGGCUAAACUGGCUAAGAUGGAUGAUCUUCCAAAGACCUGUCUGGGCACCUUGGAUACGAUUCCGGUGGUUUUAUCUCCGGCCGCCGUCCCCUCUGCUGCCGCUGGUGCCUUACCUCGAUCACCCUCAUCACCACCCUCUCCUUCCUCCAGCCAGAACCUGGAUGAGCUCAACUCCUGCAGUGCCCUUCUUUUGCCCCAAAAGCUGAGAACUCCAGAGCUACAAACCAGAGAGACUGAGACCAGCGAGAUGAGCAGGUCAGCUCCGGACCCCUCCUGCCUCCUCACCCCACCCAACAACCCCCACAUCAUAGACACUGCUGACUUGGUAAACGCAUACCAGAAUAAAUGGACGAAGGGUGACAGUCAAUCGCUUUCAUGGUCCUCUGCUGUAGAUGCACAUGAUGAAGGUGGAUUAGUGUUUGAAUGUCUGGCUGCACUGAAAGCAGACAUGAAAUCCGAUUGUCCAAACGUGAAAGGUUUUGUUGAACUGAGAGAGGAAGAGGGGGAGCAGGAGGAGGAAGAGACGGACGACCUUUCUGAGGUCAAUAACGACGAGCUUUUUAGCUUGGAGCUGGAGAGAGGUGAAAGAGGAGUUGGCCUCGCUCUCGUUGAUACAAGGGACACUUCCUUGAGGGUGAAAGGCAUCUUCAUCCGUGCGGUGGUCCCAGACUCUCCUGCAGCUCGCUGUGAGAAACUAGCACCAGGAGACAGGAUCCUGGCCGUUAACGGAAUCAGUGUUGUUGGACUUGACUACCAGAGUGGAAAGGAGCUGAUCCAGUCAUCAGGUGAUAGACUGAGGUUACUGGUGGCCAGAUCUGACUGGAUGGCUAAGGCUAUAGAGACCAGCUGCUGACAGCGUUCUUUCUCUGCUGGUUUUGAACCAGAUUUAAAGAUGGAGCAUCUUAAUCAUUCCAGUUCAACAUAUGGACCUUCCCAAUCAGUGUUGAUGGUAAAUGUAGUUAAAUGAGGCAAUAAAUCCCUCAGUGUGUGGUGUAUUGACUGAGAAAGCUGGGUUAUUACAGUUGUCCUGCUUGCACAGCCCGCCUACAUGUACCAGGAUGCAUUACAGCCAGUCUCGUGAUGCUCCUUCCCCAGACACUUCCCAAACAUGCCCAGCAUGUGGUUUUGGCCAUUUCAGGCCUGUGUACAAAAAGGCAUCUGAAAUACAUUAAGCCACGUCAUUGUCAUAAAGGUGGAGAAGAGAAAAUAUGUGAAGGUUUUAAUUUAUAUAAUACUACAUAUGUAUACAUUUUACUGUUUUUUUAUAGGGUAGUGUUGUGUAAUACGCAUAGUUUAUCAUCCAUUGGAUCUUAGUCUAGUGAUUGAAAUAUGAAUUCAUAACAUUUGUCACAAAAAAAAAACUGUAAAGACAUGGUG
Messenger RNA from Acanthopagrus latus (yellowfin seabream), 4631 nucleotides. RefSeq names its product ras-associating and dilute domain-containing protein-like. The transcript is spliced from 18 exons. Gene Ontology annotation, biological process: signal transduction; neural crest cell migration; substrate adhesion-dependent cell spreading. Gene Ontology annotation, molecular function: GTPase binding. NCBI's taxonomy places the organism in Eukaryota, Metazoa, Chordata, Actinopteri, Spariformes, Sparidae. Bases 208 to 4107 code for a protein of 1299 amino acids. Gene Ontology annotation, cellular component: microtubule. The record is from RefSeq and is a predicted model, not a curated record.